AUGGCUCAAGUCUUUGGUAAUGCUCGUUCAGAGACAUUGUUUCUUGGUGGUGAAAAAGUUAGUGGUGAAGAUAUUCGUAAUCAAAAUGUUUUAGCUGCUUCUGCCGUGGCUAAUGUUGUCAAAUCUUCAUUAGGUCCAGUUGGUUUAGAUAAAAUGCUUGUUGAUGAUAUUGGUGAUGUUGUUGUUACAAAUGAUGGUGCCACCAUUUUAAGUUUAUUAGAUGUUCAACAUCCAGCUGGUAAAAUUUUGGUUGAAUUAGCUCAACAACAAGAUAAAGAAGUUGGUGAUGGUACUACAUCAGUUGUUAUUGUUGCUUCUGAAUUAUUGAAAAGAGCUAAUGAAUUAGUUAAAAAUAAAAUUCAUCCAACUACAAUUAUUACAGGUUAUAGAGUUGCAUUAAGAGAAGCAACAAGAUAUAUUAAUGAAGUUUUAUCUACUCCAGUUGAAAGUUUAGGUAAAGAAAGUAUUAUAAAUAUUGCUAAAACAUCAAUGUCAUCAAAAAUUAUUGGUGCUGAUUCACAAUUUUUUUCUCAAUUAGUUGUUGAUGCAAUGUUAGCUGUUAAAACAACAAAUGGUAAAGGUGAAACAAAAUAUCCAGUUAAAGCAGUUAAUAUUUUAAAAGCUCAUGGUAAAUCCUCAACUGAAUCUAUCUUGGUUAAAGGUUAUGCAUUAAAUUGUACUGUUGCUUCUCAAGCAAUGAUUAAAAAAAUUUCAAAUGCAAAAAUUGCAGUUUUAGAUAUAAAUUUACAAAAAGCAAGAAUGGCAAUGGGUGUUCAAAUAAAUAUAGAUGAUCCAGAUCAAUUAGAAGAAAUUCGUAAAAGAGAAUAUGGUAUUGUUUUAGAAAGGAUUCAAAAAAUAAUAAAUUCAGGUGCUAAUGUUGUUUUAACUACAAAAGGAAUUGAUGAUUUAUGUUUAAAAGAAUUUGUUGAAGCUGGUGUAAUGGCUGUUAGACGUUGUAAAAAAGAGGAUUUAAGAAGAAUUGCAAGAGCUACCGGAGCAACAUUUGUUAGUUCAUUAUCUAAUUUAGAAGGUGAAGAAACUUUUGAAACAAGUUAUUUAGGUUAUGCAGAUGAAGUUGUACAAGAAAGAAUUUCUGAUGAUGAAUGUAUUUUAGUUAAAGGUACAAAAGCUCAUAGUUCUUCAUCAAUUGUAUUAAGAGGACCAAAUGAUUAUACAUUAGAUGAAAUGGAAAGAUCAUUACAUGAUUCUUUAUCAGUUGUUAAAAGAACUUUAGAAAGUGGUAAUAUAGUUCCAGGUGGUGGUGCAGUAGAAACUGCAUUAAAUAUUUAUUUAGAAAAUUUUGCUACAACAGUUGGAUCACGUGAACAAUUGGCAAUUGCAGAAUUUGCUAAUGCAUUAUUAGUUAUUCCAAAGACUUUAGCAUCAAAUGCAGCAAAAGAUUCAUCAGAAUUAAUUGCUAAAUUAAGAUCAUAUCAUAGUGCAAGUCAAUCUGCAUUACCAACAGAUUUAAAAAGAAAAAAUUAUAAAAAUUAUGGAUUAGAUUUAAUUAAAGGUAAAAUUGUUGAUGAAUCAAUUAAUGGAGUUUUAGAACCAACAAUUAGUAAAAUUAAAUCAUUAAAAUCUGCUUUAGAAGCAUGUAUUUCUAUUUUAAGAAUUGAUACCAUGAUCACUGUUGAUCCAGAACCAGUUAAAGAAGAUCCUCAUGGUCAUUAA
Messenger RNA from Hansenula ciferrii, 1674 nucleotides. It is a transcript of the gene TCP1, whose product is annotated as chaperonin-containing T-complex alpha subunit TCP1. The transcript has 2 exons. Bases 1 to 1674 code for a protein of 557 amino acids. Gene Ontology annotation, cellular component: chaperonin-containing T-complex. NCBI's taxonomy places the organism in Eukaryota, Fungi, Ascomycota, Saccharomycetes, Phaffomycetales, Wickerhamomycetaceae. The record is from RefSeq and is a predicted model, not a curated record. Gene Ontology annotation, biological process: protein folding. Gene Ontology annotation, molecular function: ATP-dependent protein folding chaperone; ATP hydrolysis activity; ATP binding.